AUGGCUGAAGCAUCAGGAGAUAAGCAAUGGAAAGAGUCCAUCUCUCUCGAAGAGACAAAGUGAGUCUACCCUACCCUGCACGAGCGCUGCUCCACCGGGAUGAGUGAACGACAGCUCGCUGACUUGGGGAUCCCGACCUCCACUCUUGUUCCUGAUUCCCCACUUGGCUUCGACUCGUCCGCAGUAAGAUUCGUAUCUCCCUCGGGCUGAAACCCAUCUCGGAUGCCCCCUCCAAAGCCGCAACGGCGGACAAGCUCGCCGCGGACAACUUCGCCUCUGCUCAAUCCGCUUUGGCCCAACAACGCGAUGCCAAAGCCCAGCAAGACCGCAUCGACAAAGCACGCAACACUCGAGAACGAGCGAAGCGACUCGUGGGGAUGGGUUUGGGGGAGGUCGAACCCAAGAUUGAGGGGGAGAGUAGCUCGUCGAGCGGUGGGGCCAAAGAUUGGGUCAAGUUGCAGAAGAAGAGGGCAAAGGAGUUGGCGGCCAAGAGGGAGAAGGACUUGUUGGAGGAGGAGAAGAGGGCUACGGAGGAGAGCAAGAGGAAUAGGUAUGGCGAGGAGGACCUCAAGGGGCUCAAGGUCGCGCAUGGGAUGGAUGACUUGGAGGAGGGCGACGAGGCUGUAUUAACGCUUGUCGAUCGGGGCGUGCUCGAGGACGAUGGUGAGUUGGCAAGUUGAUUCAUCGCGUUGAUUUUAGAGCUGACGGAUCAGGUAUACGCAAACAACAGACGACGAGCUGCAAAACGUCAACAUGGCCGAGAACCUCAAAACGGCCGAGGCGCUCAAACUCAAAAAGAAAGGCAAGCAGGCCGGCCAAUACACGGGCUAUGAUGACGACGAGUUCAACGAGAACGCUGCCAGUGGGCCGAGCAAGAAGAGCGUGCUGGCCAAGUAUGACGAUGAGGAGCAGGAGGAAGGGUUCCGGCUCGGUUCGGCCCCGGCCCCUCGAGCUGCAAAAGGCGAUGGGAUGGAAGGUGCGAGUGGGUCCGGUGCCGGCGAGGCAGACGAGAAGGAGAGGGUCAAGUUGUCGAUGGACUACACCAAGUCUUUCAACUCGGACUAUUUGCAAGAAGGCGAGGUCGGGUUCAAGGUCAAGAAGAAGAAGAAGCGACCGCAGGCGACCCGAACAACGGGCGCGUUGCUUGGUGCCGAAGAGACGGCAACGAAUGGUGACGCGACGGGUAUGGACGUUGAUCAGCCUUCAAUUCAGACUCGGGAGGUAGAGCGACAGAACCUUGAUUCGACGAACUUGAUUGAUGACGACGAUUUGCAAGCAUCGCUGGCGAGGCAACGACGCGAAGCCAACAAGAAACGGAUUCAGGAACUGAAGAAACGCGCGGCCGACAGGGCACUUGUAAAGGAAGAAGAAAGGGAGGAAGAGAUGGAUGUCAAGGCCGAGAGUGGCGAUGAGGGGAUGGGUGGGGGUGGUGGAGGAGGAGGAGCCGAUGAGCUUGUCCUCGACGACACGAGCACUUUUGUCCGCAACAUCAUUCUGGCGGCGGCCGAACGUGCCUUAUCGACGAACGGCGCGGUCAAGAAGGAACCAAACGCGACUUCGACUGCGCCGGCCGCUGCGAGGGCCGCCUCACCUGCUGGCCCUCAAGUCAAAGCUGAACCCGUCGACGAGCCCCUCUCGCUACUCGAUACGGCGCCGCCCCGAGCCGGACCUUCAUCCAGUCGAUUGACGGCGGCGCAAAUGAGCGGAUGGGGAGAAGCACGUGAAGACGGCGAAGAGUCGGACGAUGGCGAGGACGCGCAGAUGCGCGAUCCCUACGACGAUCGCGAAAACCGUGGACGAUCGACCUCGAUCAAGGCUGAAAGUGAGGUCGGUCACGACGACGACGACUUCGGAACCUCGGGCGAAAAGCUCUACUCGCAAGGUCUGGCGGGGACGUUGGCUAUCUUGAAAAAGACGGGUGCGAUCGUGCCUCGGACACCGGAGGAGAUCGAGCGGGAUCGGAAAGUCAAAGCCGAUGCGUUGUGGAUUGCCAAGUUACGUCAGAGGGAUGCCGAACGCGAGGCGGAGAAGCUAGCUUCCAAAGCUGCAGGCUCGAGCAAGACGCAACAGCAGCGCGAGUACGAAAACAGAUUGAGGGAUCAGCGCGAGGCGCAGGAGACGCUCGAUCGCUUCAAGGAGUACAAGCCUAAUGUCAAGCUGACGUAUCACGAUGAGUUUGGUCGCGAUCAGACUAAGAAGGAGGUGAGCUCGUGUAUUUGUCUGACUGAAAAAGAAUUGGGAGACUGACUAA
Molecule: messenger RNA, 2251 nt
Organism: Microbotryum saponariae
Lineage: Eukaryota; Fungi; Basidiomycota; Microbotryomycetes; Microbotryales; Microbotryaceae
Source: the annotation of a GenBank genome assembly